Molecule: messenger RNA, 1698 nt
Organism: Oryza brachyantha (malo sina)
Lineage: Eukaryota; Viridiplantae; Streptophyta; Magnoliopsida; Poales; Poaceae
Product: UDP-rhamnose/UDP-galactose transporter 6-like
Exons: 6
Coding region: 392-1390 (332 amino acids)
Cellular component (GO): Golgi apparatus
Molecular function (GO): UDP-galactose transmembrane transporter activity; antiporter activity
Source: RefSeq, a predicted model, not a curated record
AUACACUAUAAAUAGCGCCUCAGCCACAUAGGGGCAGAUCUGGGAGGCACCGCUUUUCGCUUUCGCUGAGAAAAAAAAUAAAAAAGGGAAAAAAAAAACAAAAACAAAACGCGAGCAAAUCUCCUUGGCCGGCCACCGCCACCGCCGCCGCCUGCGCCGUCGCGGCGGUCGCCAUCGCCGCCGGAAGCCGCGGCGUCCGUGCUGUCCGCCUCUGAGUCCUCGCGCGGUCCCCCUCGGCCUCGACUCCCGGAGGUGCCCUCGCGGGUUCGCCUGCGCCGAUCUCCACCAUUCCGCGAGCAGCGGCGGGUGGUUGCCGCCGCCCUGCUGCCUCCGCCUCCGGUCCGCCCCUGCCAAGUGUUAGUGUUGAUUUGGACUCAGGGAUUCGAGCGAAAUGAAUUCCCUAAGCAAAUCCGACAAGAAGAGGGCCCUAGAUUUUGCGGCAUGGAGUUUCAACAUCAGCACAUCGGUUGGAAUCAUCAUGGUGAACAAAGCUCUGAUGGCUACACAUGGAUUCAGUUUUGCCACAACAUUAACUGGCCUGCAUUUUGUGACAACCACUUUGAUGACUAUCGUGUUUCGGUGGUUAGGCCUCAGCCAGCCUUCCCACUUACCACUACCAGAUCUGGCUAAAUUUGUGAUAUUUUCGAAUCUGUCGAUUGUUGGAAUGAAUGUGAGCUUGAUGUGGAACUCUGUGGGGUUUUAUCAGAUAGCAAAGCUUUGCAUGAUACCUGCAUCAUGUCUCCUGGAGGUCGUCUUCGAUCAUGUACAUUAUUCUCGGGACACAAAGCUGAGCAUAAUGGUUGUGCUUAUAGGUGUUGCAGUCUGCACAGUUACUGAUGUCAGUGUAAAUGCAAAAGGUCUGGCUGCUGCUGUUAUAGCUGUUUGGAGCACAGCUCUGCAACAAUAUUAUGUGCAUUUUCUCCAACGAAAGUACUCUCUGAACUCAUUCAACCUCCUGGGCCAUACUGCUCCAGCCCAAGCAGGAUCCCUUCUGCUAGUGGGUCCCUUUGUAGAUUACUUGUUGACAGGCAAAAGGGUCGAUCACUUUGGUUUCACAUCGCUUGCUACGUUUUUCCUCACUCUGUCAUGUGUCAUUGCCAUUGGUGUUAAUCUGAGCCAAUUCAUCUGCAUUGGUCGUUUUUCUGCCGUAUCCUUCCAAGUCCUUGGCCACAUGAAAACAGUGCUCGUCUUGUCGCUUGGGUUUCUCUUCUUUGGCAAGGAAGGUCUGAAUUUUCAGGUAGUCCUUGGGAUGAUCCUUGCUGUUUUGGGAAUGAUAUGGUAUGGGAACGCAUCAGCGAAACCAGGUGGCAAAGAGCGGCGAAGCGUUCUUCCAGUAAGGUCUGAGAAGCUUAAUGGAGCAUUAGACGAGAAGGAUGGCAGUGAGAAAUAGUAUCUGAUCUACGAUUUAUAUGAAAAUUUCUUCUGUGAAGUUCCUGGUGAUGCAAGGAUGAUAUUCGAAGAAAACCUGUCCUUUUCGUUUACUGCUGAAGCGGUAGAUUGUCCAUCUAGAAACUCCGCCUUGUCAUAGCUAUAGGUUACAGUUAAUAUACACUUGCCAUCGAUCGCAUUUUUUGUUCUCCUGUACAUUUCUUAUGGGGAGACAGCUGAUACUCUACCGGGUUGCAACUUGCAAGACAGUUGUCCCAAAAGACAGUGUAAUUGUUUGUGAUAACAUGGAAUUUUCAAUUUCCAUCUGGA